UUAUUUUUGGUGCACAACUCACCGUACCACAACACAAACGGAGAAUCGUUUGUAAAAUAAACAAUAGCACGGCAAAGAGUGUGAACGCAAGUGUCUCUUUCGCCACUGCGGUAGUGGCAAGAUUACGAAAAUGAAACUAUCGUGGAUCAAACUUCUACAUAUUUUUUCUGUAUGUUUACUCGUUAGGAAAUCGGAAGCAGAUAGAACUUGUAAUGCUCCUUUGGGAAUGAAGUCUGGUCUUAUAUAUAAUUCAAUGGUCACAGCAUCUUCAUCACUAUCAUCGUUACGGGGACCGGAGUAUGGACGACUUCAUUGGACAGACGGUGAGGGAGGCUGGACAGCUGCAACGCACGACACCAACCAGUACUUGACGAUAGACGUAGGUGCUGUUGCAAAAAUUACCAAAGUGGCCUCGCAGGGUCGCCACGACAGCCGGGAGUGGGUAACGGAGUACAAACUGCAGUACAGUAACAGCAGCGAUGACAACACAUUCCAGACCUAUGCUCAAAACGGGGUUCAACGGAAAUUCAUUGGAAAUUCCGAUAGUGACAGUGUGAAAUCAAACGACAUUAAUCCGCCUAUUUAUGCACGCUAUAUACGUUUUAAUCCAACUAUAAAGAAGUCCUACUUUUCAAUGCGUGUGGAAUUGUAUGGCUGCCUUGCAGAUUCAAGUGUUGCGAUGUUUGAGGGUUCUAACUAUAUUUCAUAUAAUGUUGAGAAGCCAAGGUAUCACAUAGUCGAGACUGAAUGGAACGUAACGUUUCGUUUCCGUACCACCGAAGCGAACGGAGUGAUCAUGGCCGGUUAUGGAACACAGGGCGACUACCUGGUCUUUCAGCUUAUCCAAGGACAACUCAUGAUUAAUGUUAACUUAGGGAGCACAGAUGAUGUUUCAGGCGAUAGCAGGUUCGUUAUUGGUGGCCUGCUGGAUGAUAACCAGUGGCAUUAUGUUGUGUAUUACCGCAAGAGGAGGGCGGUCCGAGUCAGCAUUGACUCUAUUCACAUGCAGGGCUACACUAAAGGCAGCUUUUCGCGAAUUGAUCUUGAUAGAGAGGUUACUUUUGGUGGAACUCCUGACUUUUACAGACCUGGAAUCUACAGGAACGAAGAGAUUCCAGACCAGAAUUUUAAUGGAUGUUUGGAAAAUAUGAAUUUCAAUGGUCAAUUUGAUGUGAUCGGCACAGUCAAGAAGGAAACUAAUAACCCUCGUCUAAAGGUACAUGGUGGUCAGACAUUCGCCUGUACUAGCGAAGUCGUGGUGCCUGCGUCAUUCCCAACACAUGAAUCUAGACUUAUUAUUGAGAAUACACAAGGUGGAGGUUUAAGUGUAAGCUUCAGGUUCAGAACCUACGAGACAAAUGGUGUUCUGUUGUACAAUGAACUGUUCACUGGAGAACCCUUCCAAAUCCUUAUUCAGGGUGGUUCUAUCAAUAUCCUAGUAGGGAAUGAACUCACUGGCACCACAAUCAACAGCGAUGGUGCUGCUAUUAAUGAUGGAUUGUGGCACAGUGUCGAGGUGAAGAUUAUAAACGAUGAACUCCAGUUCAUAGUGGACGACUUUAGGAGUAGCACCAUAGUUACUGCAACACCAAUGAAUAUGUAUUAUAUUGGAAGCGACAAGGAACAAACUAGUCUUGGUUUUCUUGGUUGUAUGUUGGAUCUUAUGAUUGGCAGCGUUCGGGUAAACUUUCAAGCGCUGACCCCUGCUGAAAAUGAAGGUGUAGAGGUCAAUACAUGUGGCUUGUAUGAUUGGUGUACCCCCAACCCCUGCGAGCAUGAUGGAACAUGCCAGGCAUCAUGGUCCGGAUUCAGCUGCUUAUGUCCGAAUGGCUACGGUGGUAGUACAUGUCAUCGUGCUCUGUCAAAGAGGUCGUGCGAUGCAAUCCAGCGCACUUCAGGUUACAGUGGAAAUCAACUGAUAGACAUCGACAGUAGCGGACCCCUAGAACCGUUCUUGGUUAGGUGCAUAUUUGAAGAUGGUGUAGUGUUGACUGAAUUGGACCAUAAUUCAGAAGGGGAGAUCAGAGUGACUGGAUCAAAUGAACCAGGAUCUUACAAACAUGACAUUGAUUAUGAUGGAGUAGGCAUGGAUCAGAUUCGCAUGCUGGUAUCAGAGGCUGAGCACUGCGAGCAAUACAUCAAAUAUAGAUGCAAGAAGUCCAAGCUACUCAAUUCGCCAAAUGGUCCUCAGUAUGGUUGGUGGGUAUCUAGCACAGGCGAGAAGAUGGAUUAUUGGGGAGGGGCAGGCCCUGGUACUAGAAAGUGUGCCUGUGGAAUUGAAGGAACGUGUGCUGAUUCCAAUAAAUGGUGCAAUUGCGACAUUGACGAUACAAUCGAGCGGGAAGAUUCCGGUAUACUGACACAGAAACCAUACCUACCAGUCGCACAGCUUAGGUUCGGUGACUUUGAUCCUCAAACCUCCACGGGUUACUACACACUCGACCCACUAAUUUGUCGUGGUGAAGUACAAAAUCCUGUUACGUUUCGAGACCAACAAGCCCAUUUGAAGUUUGAAAUUGAAUUGACCGCUGAGGGCGGUUUCGAUGUUUACCUUGAAUUCAAGACGACUGUCUACCCAGCUGUACUGCUCAAUGGCAUCCACGAAACAUACAUAGAUUAUCUUCAGUUGGAGUUGAUUACAAACAAAAAGAUGGUAUUUUCCCUCGAUUACGGUGCGGGACCAGAAUCCAUUAGCAUCGAAACCGAUCAAGAACUGACAGACAACAUGUGGCACCGUGUCUAUAUUGAGAUGGAUCCCCUCGAGAUGUACCUAGAGGUAGACGAAGCUAAUGGCGUAACACGCCCAUUACCUUAUGGUGAUCGUAAUGUACUAUUUGAUAUAAAUCGUGGCACACUAUUUGUAGGUUCAACAGCCAGUCAAAGCAAUGGGUAUGUUGGCUGUAUGCAAAGUUUGCGAAUGAAUGGAAAGCCAAAGGAUAUGGUUGCGGCUUCUAGGCAUGCAUAUUAUGUUGUUCAAGGAUGUACUGGCCACUGCGAUAGCAGGCCUUGCAUGAACAAAGGCACAUGCAUUGAACGCUAUUCUACGUUUGAGUGCAAUUGUGAGGGUUCAGCAUUUGCUGGCAUGAUUUGUACACAAGAGGUUGGAGUAGAUCUUGACGAAGGUUCAGAGGUUAGUUAUACCAUCCCAAGUCAAGACUCAUUAAAUUCUGUAAAUGAUGUUAUCGUUGCUGGAUUCUCCACUGUUCAGAAUACAGAAGGCCGUAUUGUUCGUAUUGAUUCCCAUGCAGGCAACAGCUUUAUGGAAAUAAAACUUAAUUCAGAAGGUGCAAUACAAUUUAGCUUUGCAUUUGGAGAUGAUACAGGUUCACUAACAGAAGAUGUAGGAAGCUAUGCAGAUGGUAAUCAUCAUGUUGUUAAGGUAAACAGAAUCGGAAAUGCCUUUUCAAUGAUGAUUGAUGAGACUUCACCGACGUUGGAAAACUUUGACCUCAGUGUUAGCACCUUUAGUAGUCCAUCCAAAAUCACGAUUGGUAGCCCAGAUGGAAACAAUCGGUUUGUAGGUUGCAUCUCCAGGGUUCGUUUUAAUAAGUUCUACCCACUGAAAAUGUUCGACCCUGUUAGUCAACCACCAGAAAUAGCCAGCAGAGGCCUAGUAGUUGAAUCAAACUGUGGCGUUGAAGGAGCGACACUGCCCCCAACAUCUAAAUUACCAUACCCUGAUUUUACUUACAAGAUGCUCUCCACUGUACCACCUGGUCAGCCCUCAGUAGCUGCAGUAAAGACAACUGGGGACAAAGUGUCAAUUGCAUUUGUUGUACUAGUAUUAUUUGUGGCUCUGGGCUCAAUGCUUUUUGUCAUUAGACGCUACAUGAACCGCCAUGGGGGAGAGUACCAUACAAACGAGGACAAGGGAGUAGCAGAAGCUGAGGAUGCAGAUGCGGCUGUCAGGGCGUCAGACCCAAACCAUCAGGGGGAUAGGAGCAGAGAGUGGUUCUUAUAGAUGAGUAAUGCCGGACAUACAUUAUCAUAAUUCAGUUUCUGUCAGACAUGACAAACAUUUGUUUGGUCAAACAAUAUCUGCUUCAGUUUGGUCAAACAAUAUCUGCUUCAGAGAUGGGAGCAGAUCGUCUUUUUAUUUAAAGUCUGGCAAACAUUGCGACGAUGCUCGUAGGCUGAUGCUAUCCCAUGGAGGUUGCAAUGCAAUAUUUGGCACGAGCAUUAGAUUGUUCUUAAUGGCAAUUCGCUCAGUCAGUGUUGCAUUAUCAAGCACUCGCACAGACAUGGAUCUGUCGCAAUGCAUGCCUGGCUUAAGAACACAUGCAUCUCUUUAAAGUAUUUAACUUGAAUAUUUUUUAAUUCAAAUUUGACCAAAAUAUUAAUAGAAUAUAUGGACCAUAAUCUCAAUGCAUGGACUGUAAUUCAUAUCUUUAAAUUGUGGGAUUUAGUACUGUGUAAUCAUGGAGCUAUAAUAUGUAUAUUGUUGUUAUUGUUGUGAUUACAAUUGUUAAUAUACCCUAAUUUUUUUAUCAGGCCAAAACCAUAUAUUCACUAGAUUUUUUAAAGUUUUUCUUUAUGUAUUUAGAACUGCUAAACAUAUUUUUAAAUAGUUUUUUAUUCAGUUAUAUUAGCUUUAUUUUUUGUGAAGAGCUCCGAAAACAAUUGUGAAUGGCUGAUAUUUUUCAAUUACAGUAUAAUUUUUUUUUUUGUGAUUAGAAAAAUUGUAAAUGGCUGAUACUUAAUAUCUAAAAUUGAAUUGUAAAGAUGUAAAAUAAUUAGAACUGUUUGUACACAUUUGCACUUCAUAGAUUUAAAAUAAUUUUUAAGGUAGACAAAUUUUUUGGAUACUUUUUGUUUAGAAUUUUAUUAAUCAUUAUUUAAAUAUCUGUUUGUUUCUUUGAUCAGUUAUGUUUGUGGUUAUUAGAUUUCUGUAGUAAUUAAUUCUGUCUUAACUAUUUAUAUUCCUCCAUGUAGAUUUAGUUAUUUUGAAAUUUUUUAAAAACUUUAUAUAGUACAGUAACUGUUUUAAUAAGUACUGUAUUUAUUCGAGAACAAAUUAUUUUUAAUCACUGAUCAAUUCAUUCCUUUUAAUAUGAACAAUUAUCUUCGUAAUUAGUGAUAUGAUAGAUUUGACUAAUUGCAGAUGAAUUAAUAUUUUUUUCCGAACCGAAGAAAGAGCCAGUACUACUCAGUUGACAACACAAAAAUGGGUCGUAUUUUUAUAUGAAUGUAGCACCCUCUACAAUCCUCUAACAGAUCUUGAUAUUUUUAAAAGUACCAGAAUAAGUUGGUAUGUCAAAAGUUAAAGCAUAUAAACAAGUCCAGUAUAAGGGUUACACAAGUUGUAUUAAAAAGCAAAAUGAAUAUUACAUACAUUCAUUCCAUGCAUGAUGCUUUGACCUGUGUGAAGCCGGCAACACACUGUGCCUGACUGUCGCCGGUCGACACAAUUCUAUUGGGAAGGCAGCUCCACGACGCACACAACAGAUCAUUUUAAAAGACGAUCCGUUCAGACUGCCACCAACAAUCAGCAGACAGUGUCGCACCGUCAAGCGCUUACAGGGAGCGGAGUUAAAUUUAUCGGCCGACUGUUGUACAACCAUCAUACAAUGCAGUGUGUGUGUGGCUUCAGUGAAGUCUACAAUACUUACUGUGAACCAUUACCAUUUAGUACCUUUAUGAAAUGUUUCCUCUUUGAAGAAAGUCAACUAUUUCUAUAUGAAAACAAUUUUUUUGAAAACUAACUGAAUAAUUAAGCUCCAAUAAUCUAUUUAGUUUAAAGUUAUUUCUAGUUGAAAAGUUGGAAGUUAUCAUAAAUGAAAUAUGUGAUAUUAAUGAAAAGUUAAAUAUUUAUAUUAUUAAUGAGUGAACUGAGUUACCUGUGUACAUUUAACGUGAUGCAGUUGAGCAUUUCGUUUCUAGUGUCUCCUCUUGCAAUAUGAACUUUGACCUUGAUAAUUACAUGCAAAUAAAUUUAAUCUAAACCUUGUGUAGAUUUUAUUCAUUCCUUGUAUUUAUAUUAUAAGCUUGAUAAUUACUGACCUUUGCUUGUAGGUUUGACCUUUGACUUAACCGCAACCCAAUAUUGCUGAUGUACAUGUUUUGUACAUGAAUAUAAUAUAAUCAGCGGAAGCAGUCUAUUUAAUUUAAUCUAUUUUAACAUAAUUGGACAUAAAAAUAUAUAUGGUAGAUGUAAUACUAAUACAGUAUGUAUAUUGUAUUUAAUUAUGUAAUAUAUUAUUUUAAUAUAAUAUACAGCAAUUUAAUACAUGGUAUUGAUAUACAAAGCAUGACAAAAAUGUAUAUUAAUGUUAAGUUGUAUUGUUAAUAUUAUAUGAUUACAAAAUGUAUAUAUAAUUGAACCAUUCUAUGUAUGAUAUGCAAGUGAUAAUUUAAUAAGAUAUUCUGCCAUCCUCCAGUGUUAGACUCUUCCAUUCAUUGGACAAUGGUGGGUUGUGCCAUUUUACUGAUCAUUUGCAUUGGGUAUUGCAGUCAAGUCUUUAGUAGUGCAAUGUUUGUGAAAAAGUUGUUUCUCUACAAAUGACUAUUAUUAAAAGUCAUUUUUUUUCUUUUUGUAAUCUUUUUAAAACUUGUUGGGAACUUGUAGAAUAAUAGAUUGGUACAUUACUAACUGUAAAUACACAACUCCCUAUUUAACAAGAGGUUGAGAAGUCUUAAGCCAUGAAUAUAUAUUUUCUUAUUGUUGAAGCAACAGUAGAUUAAAACAUAGUUGAUUCCCAGUAGUGGGUCCAAGGAGAUGAUAAGGUGUGUUCUUUUUAGCAAUUAAACUUGAUUUUUAAUAAAUACGUUUUCCCUGG
Molecule: messenger RNA, 6776 nt
Organism: Anneissia japonica
Lineage: Eukaryota; Metazoa; Echinodermata; Crinoidea; Comatulida; Comatulidae
Product: neurexin-4-like
Exons: 22
Coding region: 131-3961 (1276 amino acids)
Molecular function (GO): calcium ion binding
Source: RefSeq, a predicted model, not a curated record